Molecule: messenger RNA, 1315 nt
Organism: Austrofundulus limnaeus
Lineage: Eukaryota; Metazoa; Chordata; Actinopteri; Cyprinodontiformes; Rivulidae
Gene: eva1ba
Product: eva-1 homolog Ba (C. elegans)
Exons: 4
Coding region: 396-890 (164 amino acids)
Source: RefSeq, a predicted model, not a curated record
CACACACACACACACACACACACACACACACACACACACACACACACACACACACACACACGUUGUUCAGGACUGGAGCACAGCAGCGAGCGUGAAACAGGCAGGACUGUUUGUGUUUUGGAGGGAAAGAAGUCUGAGAUUUUCAGUUUGCCUGCUGGAGCUUUCUGUGUGUUGGCUGAACAACUUGACCGGGACGUUUUCUCUCAUCCCUCACGGGUGGCCAAAUGAACUGUUGAGCCAGAGGACCAAAGAUCACAGGUCUUCAUCUACGAAGGGUAAAGCCAGAAGCCUUUUCCAAUUCACGCCACAGCUUCUCUUCACAUUAUGAGCCGGGACUGAACACCUGCAUUGUGGUUUCAUUUUGCGGUGGGGAAGAAAAUUAAUCCAACACCACCAUGGAUGUCAAGAAAAAAGAAAUGGAUCUCCUGAGCAACAGCAUUGCUGCAUUUGCACACAUAAAAUCAAAUCCAGAGAGCUUCGGCCUUUAUUUUGUUCUUGGCGUGUGUUUCGGCUUGGUGUUGACCCUCUGCCUCCUGGUCAUCCGCAUCUCCUGUAAGCCACGGACCACCAUCACUUCCUCCCCACCUGAGAAGAAAACCCUUAAGGACGUCAGCGAGGAGGACGAGGAGAGCGACGACGAUGAAGACGAGGAGAUGGACGGCGGCGUCGAGGCACCUGUUCUGUUGCCCAGCACCGAAAUCCCUGUAGGCAACCAUAUGAGCCAGUCAGACGGGACUCUGAGUGUGAACGUCUUUACCUCAGCCGAGGAGCUGGAGCGUGCACAGCGGCUGGAGGAAAGAGAACGGAUCAUCCGGGAGAUCUGGAGGAACGGACAGCCGGAUAUCCUGGGGACAGGAACUGGGACAAUUGGAAGAGUGCAUUACUACUAAGGCACAAGAGACUAGAGGGAAAAACUGAUCUCAGUGGGGGAGUUAUGGACCUUUUGGAAGGACCUGGUGUCCUUGAAACCUGUCUGUGUUUGAUACAAAAUGAUUUGUGAAACAGGGAAAAUAAAGUCAUGGAGCCACAUUUGAUAAACGUGGCUUUGACAGGUCUGAACUUUGAGAUAUUGCACUUCCUCUGUAGCAUCAUAUUGUUAACUACAUUUAACUGAACCAAUGAGUGCCUUAACGGCUGAUUUACCCCUGUGGAAAUGAUGUGGUAUGAAUGUUGGAUCUGAAGGAUUUAUGGAGAAAUCAGUCGAAUAGAAUAUUUGGUGCUUACUGUCAGAGAUAAACACGAGAUGUGUGGAUGUAAGGAGUGGGAAAUGAAGCAUUUUAAAUAAAAAGCACUAUAUUUKUUGCAAUGACAAUGA